This is a messenger RNA of Fusarium falciforme, 483 nucleotides long. RefSeq names its product CFEM domain-containing protein. The coding region runs from base 1 to 483 and encodes 160 amino acids. Lineage: Eukaryota; Fungi; Ascomycota; Sordariomycetes; Hypocreales; Nectriaceae. The record is from RefSeq and is a predicted model, not a curated record. The transcript is spliced from 2 exons.
AUGGGCUUCCCGACCAACAACAUCUUCCGUAUCCUCGCCCUGACGGUGGCAGUUCGCGCCACAACGACUGCGUCAACCCCAAAGCCAACAACUUUGCCCGGCCUUGUUUCCGAGAUCCCUUCUUGCGUGGCUGGAUGCCUCGAGAGCAUUCACGAACAGAUUGGCUGUGAUGCAGCUAACCUCGAGUGUCUCUGCUCCGACGUGGGAAGCCUGGUUGCCAAAAUGGGAACUUGCAUCAUCAAGCACGGAUGCGAAUUCGACGAAGCUUCAGAUGGUACUGACUUGAUCCGGCCUAUCUGCGAUAGAAUGGGCGACAAGCCCGACGAUGCCGAAAUUGUCUCCGCCUCCAAGGUCCUCGACGCAGCUAUUGCAACCCAAGCCACGGCCGACGCCUCCUCGACCUCCACCAAUGCGGCUGGAAACGUUGGCUAUGACACUAUGAAGGUUCUUGCAGCCGGUGCGGUUGCUGCUCUUGUUAUCUGA